AUGAAGCCCGUGUUUGCGUUGAUGAUAUGCUUGGGCCUUUUGGAAGGUGCCGAUGCUAUCGCCAUCCCCGAGUUUGUGUCUCCCAAAGUGGGAUACAUCACUCCUUUGACCCACGGUGAGAAGAAAGACGCUUCAAGCCCAGCGGUCAAGUCAGGUUCUGAAACCAACUCCCCGCCACGAGUUUAUGGUGCUUAUUCACCAAAGUCCAAACUUGUCGAUCUUCCCCCGGUUCGCAGAAGCGAAAAGACUGCAGAGUCGUAUGGCUCUGAUGACGAUGUUGAGGAUGACUACCAAUAUGACUCGGGAGACGACACUCCAGAACCCCCAAAGGACUCUUCUGACUCGGAUGAUGCCGAAGAAGUCUACCCAGAACCAAUGAUGGCUCCCGCAUAUGUCCGAACUGGUGCCCUUCCAGUUGACAAACCGGAAGCAGCCCCCAAGGCAAAGUCAUCCAAGAAAGUGGACAACAAGUCCAAGUCAAAGUCGGAAUCAAAGUCGAGCGAUGACACGGUCCACACAGUCAAGCAUGGAGGCGAUGACGACUCCGAGUCUGGCUCAAGUGGAAAGAAGAAACAAAAGGGCAAGGGAAAAAACAAGGGAAACGACGACAACUCUGGAAAGCACUCUGGCGACGAUGAUGCUUCCAAGCCAAGGUCCAAGGCUGAGGAUUCCACUCCAACAUCAAAGUCGGCACUCUCAACCAGUGUGACUCCAAGGCCAACAUCUGGCACGCAUUCUGAGGACGAUGACGACCAGAAAUCCAGGACCAAGACUGAAGACUCUCCUAAGCCUACAUCGACGUCGGAUGAUUCAUCCAGGGGUAGUGGUAAAGGAAAAGGAAAAGAAAAAGGUAAAGGCGGUUCUGGCAAGCACACUGGUGAUGAUGAUACCACCAAAGCCUCUUCAAAGAAGGGAUCCAAGGAUGACUCAACCAAACCCGCCUCCAAAAAAACCAGUGACUCACCUCGUCACCCACGAGCUGUCAAAACCCACCAAUCUGGCUCAACCUUUGAUCCCAACAGCGCCAAGGGAGGCGGCAAGAAUGGCCCUGGAUACUACAAACCCUUCGACCCUCCCAAGAUGAACAAAGGUUAUAUCCAAGCUGUUCCUCCUCAGGCUAGGCAAAAGAAUAAUAACUCCAACCCCAAGGUCAAGCCCAGGCCCCAGCUCAACAAAAGAGUCAGUGGUCCCCUUUCUUCCCUUUGCAAGCGAGAGCAGUUACUGAGUCUGAGAGCAGCAGCGCCCCUGGAGAGCGUAACCAUCGAUCGCUCCAAGUGGAAGGUGACGUGCGAUAGCAUGAAUCAGGGGGAUGAGUGUCAGAAUGCUAUCGAUGGGAAGGAGAACACCAUUUGGCAUACGCAGUGGGAGGGGGGUGAGCCUGCGCCGCCUCAUAUGAUUACCGUGGAUAUGAAAAAGGUUUAUAAUGUGAAUGGAAUUUCUAUGCUUCCGAGACAAGACGGUUCGCAAAAUGGGUACAUUGCCCAGCAUCAGGUUUUCUUGAGCAAGGAUAACAAGAAUUGGGGUUCUCCAGUGGCGUAUGGAACGUGGUAUACCGACUAUACAACCAAAUAUGCCAACUUUGACACACAGCCUGCACGAUAUGUUAGGCUCGUUGCCAUCACCGAGGCAAAUGGCAACCCUUGGACGAGUAUCGCUGAACUGAACGUAUUUCAAGGGAAUGAUUACGUUCCUCCCCAACCAUCGUCAUUAGGGGCUUGGGGACCGACGGUCAACGUUCCAAUCAUCCCUGUCGCUAGUACUGUUGAUCCAAAGACUGGCAAAGUUCUCAUCUGGUCAUCUUGGGCUCGCGAUACCAUGGACGGAGGUCCGGGUGGGUUGACCCUCACUUCGAUGUGGGACCCAGCUACUGGCCUCGUUUCAGAGCGUCAAGUCACCGAGACAAACCACGACAUGUUCUGUCCAGGUAUUUCUCUUGACGGUAAUGGCCAGCUUGUAGUAACAGGCGGGAACAACGCCGAACGCACAAGUCUCUUCGAUCCAAUCAAACAAGCUUGGAUCCCUGGUCCAGACAUGAAAGUCUCUCGAGGAUACCAAUCUUCCGCAACGACUUCCACAGGUAAAGUCUUUACCAUCGGAGGAUCUUGGAGCGGUGGCGAGGCUUUCAAGAACGGCGAGGUGUAUGAUCCCAAGAAGAAGACGUGGACAUUACUCAAUAAGGCCGAUGUACAGAAGAUGCUCACUGCCGAUGCUCAAGGGCUGUUUCGAUCUGAUAACCACGCUUGGUUAUUCGGUUGGAAGAAGGGGACCGUAUUUCAGGCCGGGCCUAGUAAGGCUAUGAACUGGUACUACACUGACGAGAAAGACGGAAACGUCAAGACCGCUGGACAGCGAAAGUCGGAUCGUGGUGUUGCUCCCGAUGCGAUGUGUGGUAACGCCAUCAUGUUUGAUGCUGUCAAAGGCAAGAUCCUCACCAACGGUGGAACUCCCAAUUACCAGGACUCUGAUGCGACAGCUGAUGCGCACAUCAUCACCAUCAACAAUCCUGGUAACAAGGCCGCCGUUUCGUACGCGAGUGAAGGUCUCUUCCACGCCCGUGUGUUCCACAGCUCGGUUGUUCUUCCCAACGGCAACGUCUUCAUCACAGGCGGUCAACAGUAUGCGAUUCCCUUUGCCGACGCGACACCCGUUCUAGAGCCAGAGAUGUAUCUCCCGGAUGAAGAUCACUUUGUUCUGAUGAAGCCCAACAACAUCGUGCGGACGUACCAUAGCAUCGCGCUUCUCCUCCCCGACGGCCGAGUCUUCAAUGGCGGUGGCGGUCUCUGCGGUGGCUGCGACACGAACCACUUCGACGCUCAACUGUACACUCCCCCGUAUCUGUACGACUCCAAAGGCAGGCUGGCGGCGCGACCAAAGAUAGCAUCCGUGUCUGCUUCCACGAUCAAGGUUGGCGGAACGGUGACUGUUCAGACGAGCGGAGUUGUAGUACAAGCUUCCCUUGUCCGAUACGGAUCGGCGACGCAUACUGUUAAUAGUGAUCAGCGUCGUGUUCCUCUGAUUUUGAGUGAUGCUGGGAAGAACACGUACACGUUCCAGGUGCCAAGUGAUCCUGGUGUUGUGUUGCCUGGGUAUUGGAUGUUGUUUGUCAUGGAUAAGAAUGGGGUACCGAGUGUUGCUUCGACUAUCAAGGUGACAGGUUAG
Fusarium venenatum is the source of this 3159-nucleotide messenger RNA. RefSeq lists its product as uncharacterized. The record is from RefSeq and is a predicted model, not a curated record. Gene Ontology annotation, molecular function: protein binding. NCBI's taxonomy places the organism in Eukaryota, Fungi, Ascomycota, Sordariomycetes, Hypocreales, Nectriaceae.